AUGGUAUCAGCCUUGACAGGCACAUUGAUCAAGUGUGAUCCCCCGACAAUGGAAAUAAUUAAGCAAAUAAACGAGAGCAAGCACUUUAUAAUUGAACAAAUAGACGAAGGCGUAGCCCUGUGUAAAGAUCCAGUCAUUCACUUCCUUAAGGACGAGGUGACUAGGAGACUUGAGAUCGCGGAAUGUUUCGUUCCUUCCGACGCUAAAAACCAGGAAUCUGCCGCCAGUCCUUCUAAGGCAUCUGAGUAG
Molecule: messenger RNA, 249 nt
Organism: Theileria orientalis strain Shintoku
Lineage: Eukaryota; Apicomplexa; Aconoidasida; Piroplasmida; Theileriidae
Exons: 3
Coding region: 1-249 (82 amino acids)
Biological process (GO): transcription initiation at RNA polymerase II promoter; nucleotide-excision repair
Cellular component (GO): transcription factor TFIIH core complex
Source: RefSeq, a predicted model, not a curated record